GCGGAAACUUUUCGCACUUUCUUCUGAUUAUGACGCGUAUAUAUUUCAGCCAUGAUCUGCAGUCAUAAAGCGUCGCUGACUUACGAAAAAUAGUUUGUUAUUUCUUAGAAAUUCUCGUCAUAUAUCACACAAGGUGGGAGAUACAAUUUUGUCUACAUGUCCUUCUAAUGAUAUACUACAUACCUGCACGUAUGAGAUGUUGAUAAAAUUGAAUUUUAACAUAUUCAUUUGUUUGACGACAAAAAAUUUUCAAUAACCUGCCAAAAUUCGUAAGUUAUGUCACUGUUGGUAAAAAAUGACAAAUUAAUUAAACACAUACUGUAUCCAGGCGUAGAAGUAGUGUAAAAAAUUUAUCGACAUAAAAAUCCCUUUAAAUUAGCAGCAAUGUUGCCAUUAUUUUUUCGCCCUGUUCCAAGCAAUGAAUCAAAAGGUUCAAAAGAUGCUUUUACUGAAACUGAGGUCCAGGAAUACAAAGAUUCACUUAAAACGAAGGCGGAACAAUUGAUCAUAAAAGGCUUCCCUGAGAAGAUAAUGAAGCUUAAUGAGCUUUUGGAAACACCGAGCUUCUGCAACCGUGAACUCUCCGAUGUACAUCAGGAUUUGAAUGUCCCUAUCCCAGAUCCAAUUUCACUUAAUCAUUCCGACGAUGGACCAGCAACGAAAAAAGCGAAGCUGGAGAACAAUUUGAACGAUAUUGAAACCAGCGGUACCAAAGUUAUGGUUCUUCCCAGCGGUCCUGUACCAUGUAACAAACCACUUUGUGAACUGAUUCACAUUGCCAAGCCGUACAUCAGGCAACUUGUGGAAGAUUCCAACCUUCUGAAAAUGUGGAUCUCGUUUAUGAUUCCAAAAAUUGAAGACGGAAACAAUUUUGGUGUCUCAAUCCAGGAAGAUACUUUAGCUGAAAUCCAAUCAGUUGAAAGCGAAGCUGCGGCAUUCUUUGAUCAAAUUUCGAGGUACUUCAUAUCAAGAGGUAAAAUUGUAAGUAAAGUAGCAAAAUAUCCACACAUCAUUGACUACAGGCGCUCGGUUCAGGAAUUGGACGAAAAGGAAUAUCUCAGCUUAUGGCUGGUGAUGUGUGAAGUUCGUAAUCGUUACUGUUCGUUACACGACAUAGUUAUAAAAAAUCUUGAGAAGAUAAAGCGGCCUCGAUCGACAAACGCCGAGUCCUUGUAUUAAUCGAAAAUCAGCAUCGCCCUCAUAUAUGAGUGCAAACUUUAUUCUAAUUUGAACCUCAGAGAGUAUGAUGUGGUAAAAGAUGAUGAAUGAUAAACGAAGAAAUCUAGCUUUUCGAUAAAAUCAGAAUUACGUUACAAACAUCUUACUGUUACCGCCGCUACUUGAACCUUUCCAUUAUUAUAAUGUGUUCUAAAUCUAAAAAAAAAAAAAAAAAAAAAAAAAAAAAACUGUUCUCCAUCUACCGGUUGUAGGAUCUGAACAUGUUUGAACUUGAAUUAGGUUCCAUGCACUGUUUGCAAAGAUAAGUAUAUGAAACACACUUUUUGCUUACUUGUAAGAGAUUACAGGUUGUUUUCUUUUAAACAAAUAAUUUCUGUUUAUUGCGAAAUCUAUCUCUUCUUUUCUUCAAUUAUGGAAAAGGUUAUCAAAUGUCGUUUAACUUAUCAUUCCUAUCGGGUUUGAUAUAAAUUCGAUAUUUAUGCUUUCUGCGUGUAUGUGCAUGCUAUUAGCAAUCGAAAAUCCGCAAAUGACUUUUCUAGAAUGAUUAGUACAUAAUGAUCAUCAACUUAAUUUAUACGAACUUUAGAUUAAUUAGACUCUCAAGAAUAGACAGAUUCCAUUGAAUAGUAAUUAUAAAAUUACACCACAAAUCAUCAUUAACAAUCUUACUAAACUCCGGAAGAAAACUUCUUCAGCUCUAAAAAAUAUAUCUAUAAUUCAAA
Molecule: messenger RNA, 1901 nt
Organism: Diprion similis
Lineage: Eukaryota; Metazoa; Arthropoda; Insecta; Hymenoptera; Diprionidae
Gene: REG
Product: proteasome activator complex subunit 3
Exons: 5
Coding region: 385-1179 (264 amino acids)
Biological process (GO): regulation of proteasomal protein catabolic process; regulation of G1/S transition of mitotic cell cycle; positive regulation of endopeptidase activity
Cellular component (GO): proteasome activator complex; nucleoplasm; cytoplasm
Molecular function (GO): endopeptidase activator activity
Source: RefSeq, a predicted model, not a curated record